GGUAGUCGUACAGUCGCAUUCACAGUCGGGUGCCGUGUGAGGAACAGGACCGGUUCGGGAAAAGUUUCAGGAUCGUGCGUUCUUUACAGUAUCUUUUGAUCGGUUGUGUUUUUUUUUUAAUGGUCGUCUGUGUUCGUGUACAAAAAUGAAGUGGGCAGCGGCAGUCUUCGUUGUCAGUUUGUUUUCUUUAGGUUCCGCCCAAUCCGGAGAUGGCGUCCCGUCGUUGGAAGUCAUGGCGAGAUCUUCAGUUUAUAAUGUCGGAGAAAAUAAAGUUAUCUACUGCAAAGGUCUAAAUCUACCAGAGAGAAUCGAAUGGUACGCGCCUAACCGUGAUAUUGUAGGCGAGCGUUCUACGGUGAAUUCAAGAAUAUUCUCGGAAAGGCUCAAGAAUGACACCCUAGCCAGUAGUCUGGUGCUGCUAUUCAUCAGAAGCUUCAAGAUAGAAGACAGUGGUAACUGGACCUGCAAAGCCGGUGAACUUUUUGAAACAAUUGAAAUUAUUGUUGGAGAGAAGGUCAGUUUGAGUUCAGCUCAAGAAACGUUCGAAGGUGAAGAAACGAAAUCUGCGCGGUUUGAUUGCGCCGCUAAAGGAUAUCCUCCACCGGUUUUCCAAUGGUAUAAGGAUAAUGCGCCUAUUGUUGCGGAUAACAAAAAAUUCUUCCUAAGGAAAAAGGAAGACAACUACCAAUUGGAAAUAAGGAAUCUGUCACACCAGGACACGGGCGAAUACACGUGCAAAGUGACACAAAAGGCGCUGUCACACUAUGCCCAUAAAAGAGUAAAUCUCAACGUUCAACAUAAACCUCUUCUCUACGAUGAAUUUGAUAAUACUCGCACUAUUUCAUAUUCAAGAUACAGGACUGAGGAAGUUUAUGCAAUUAUAAAUGCACCAAAAAACAUCACUUGCCGUGCUGUAGGCUACCCAGAGCCGAAAUUUGAGUGGUUUCGACGAACCAACGGCCAUGACGAUCCCAUCACAGAUGAAGAAAUGAUCGCACAUGCUCAAGACGGCAGCAGCUCCACUCUGAUGCUGAGGAUGUACGACGAGGAAGCUUUGGGAGAGUACAAAUGUCUCGCGAGCAACGAAAAAGGAAAAGUGUACGUUAUUUAUCACGUACAAAAGGGGAAUAAACCUGAUAUGCCAGACCAUCUCAGUGUGGUUUCUGUCACGAAAUACUCCAUCACAUUCAACGUCUCUUGCUCCACGUGCAACAUGGAGCUUGAAGAGGAUAAAUCUGAGGACCCCCAAAACUUAACUAUUUUAGGAUAUACCUUCCAGUUGGUCCCAUUCCAGAAAGGUUUCCUGGCGGAUUGGAAUGCAUCGGAGGAGUUUAAUGUGGAUAUUGAAAAUUAUACUUUACCGCAAACCCUCUUCGUAAUAGAACCCCUACGGAACGGGACCGCUUACCACGUGAGGGUGUGUACACGGAAUUCAGCGGGGUGCUCAGAUUUCGUGGAACUCGACUCUACCCCAAAGACCGCCCUUGCUGGGAAGCUCUUCAUUUCGUUCAUGCUUAUGCUAGCCACUACGUUGUUGUUAAUGUUGAUCUAACUUACUUUUGUUGUUAAGGGGUAUUUUAAUAUAAUUUGCAGAUACGUUUUUUGUAAAUAUUCUUGCGUUUUCAUGUAAUUUAGAUUAUUACGGUGUUAUUAGAAUCCAUUGCUUUCGAGGUAUGAUUGACUCUUCAGCUUUCGAAAUAUUUUCAUACUUCUGUGUAUUUAUAAGAAUUAAUUAUUAGCUUAUUAGUUUCUUUUCUACCGACUUAAAAAGGAGGAAGUUCUCAAUUCAAUACGUAUGUCUUUUUAUUUUUUUUCAUGUUUGUUACCUCAUAACUUCGUCAUUUAUUAACCAAUUUUGAGAUUUCGUUUGAAAGAAUAUACUUCCAGAUUGGUCCUUUUUCAUUUUCAUGAAAAUGGGAUCAGUAAUUUUGUGUUAAAAUCAAAAUAACUGAAAUAUGUCUUUGAAAUUGGUUCCAUUUUUAUGUUAAAAAGAUUAUUUUAUUUGUAUAACUAAGAAUCGAUCUUCUUUUACUAUUUAUUUGAAACCCCCUUUUCCUUUUAUAAGUCUUACCUCGAAUGCAAUGCUAUAAGAUUAUUUAUUAAGUUUAAUUGCUAAAUAUUUUUAUGCAUUCAUUUAAAAAAUAAGGAAUUCAAGCUUAACAUAGAUAGGAAAUAUUUUAAUUAAGAGAGUAUGUCUGUUGUUUCAAUUUAUAAAAGUGUUCACUACGCCGGUAGCCUUGAAUGUUAAUUCAGGCAAUCGUAUACAUUUAGCAUUAUUAUAUAUAAAGACUUGCUACAUAUUGUAUGAAAACGGCUACAACAUAUUAUGUAGAUGACGAAAUUUGCUACGAAUAUUAUUCAUGUUUCAGAUACACUUAUUUCUAAGAACAAACAAAUACACAAUUAUUAUGUGAAUGAUAUGAAAUAUAACCUAAACAGCCAUAUACCUAUAAUGCCUUUGUUAAAUUAUAAUAUACAUAUUACGAUCUCGUUUAAGUGAUUAACAGUUAUUUAAUCACAAGAAAAGUCAUCUAGUUAUUUAAUAAGGUACUUGAAGAUUCAUCUAAUUUCGGAAAUUCGUUUGGCUUUUAAUGUACUGGUAAGUUAUGACAGCAGCGCGUCUUUAUGUAAAUAAAAAAUUGAGGCAAGGUUCUUAUAGCACGAGAUCCAGCAUAAGAAAUACAUACCCUCAUCUGUUACUUAUUUGGGACAAGAAAUAAAUAAUGAAAAAUAUUCACAUUGACAUAUUGCAAUUAAGUUGCUUAGUAAAAUUAAAUGAUUAUGUUUUUAAUUAAGUUUAUUUAAUCUACUUCCCUCGUUAAUUUAAAACAUCGUACACUUGUUAAAAUAAUAUACCCAACAGAGUUGAAAACGUAGAGGUUGUCUGCUUUCACCACUGCAAAUGUGGGGUUGCCAAUAAGUAUAAACAGGUAAGUAAACGUUAUAUAAGUAUCCUCAUCAGUUAUUUAGUCGUCAUAUAUAUCAAUAAAAUAAAAAAUUAAAUCUUAUUUUAUGCUUAAUGUAACUGUAUUAUUGCCUUUGAUCUAGUUCAUGGUUUCAUAGAUUUUGUAUGUAAUGUAUCAAGCCGCAAUUUUUAACUAGGCAACCUAUUUGCAAUGUAGUCACUAAUGGUCAUUAUCUAUCUAUUAUUUAUUUCUUAUUACUAAUGAAUAACAGAUGAGAGUAUAUAUUUCUAAUGCCGGAUCUUAAAUCUAUAUUAAUUAAGAAUCUUCCCAAUUCUUGUUUGUAUGUAGUCAACUUAUUUUUGUGAUUUGUAAAGUUUUUAUUUGUUUUCAUUAUUAACACUAAGCUAAAUGUGGCUUCAACUGAAUUUCAUUCGCUCAUAAUCACAAAUGCGUUUUAAUAAUUCUUAUGGAAAUUAAAUGUUAACAUUCCAUUUUGUAUUAAAUAUUGCUUACCUUAAUCAAAUAUCUAUUCUGUACAUACCACUGUGCGGCUUUAUGUACCAAGAAGAGCCUCAUCAAAAACUAGGUAUUCUAUUCAUCUUUAUUUUUUUAUUUCUGAACAUGGUAUUGUCAAUACUCAUUAACAGACAUGACUUUUUAAAAAUCCUUGUAUAAAAGCUUCGAAAUUUUGUUUCGACAUAUCCGUUGUAUCUAUACAUCUAUGUAAAUAUUUGCGGUUUGCUGUCCGGAUAACUGCGAUUCUGUAUAGUUAAAGUCCGGAUAGUCGAAUUUAUAUUGUUUAGCUUUUGACCUUUUUACCUGUUACUUCAACACAAUCCAUUUCAGUUAUUUUGAAUGACUUUUAGAUGAAAUAAGAAGAGGUUCUAUGUUCACAUGUGUGUAUGUUUUUCAAUAGCUUUUAACCUCUGCAGUCUACACUCAUGCAGGUCCGUUGUGUAAAAAUGUUGAGCCCUAGAUGGAUAACUACUUCCAUAGUAUAAGUAACUGACAUGUUCUUGAGUUUAAAAAAUCUUGAGUUUAUAUAUAAGCAUAUUUUACGAGGAAUUAAAUUUUAGUAAGUCUUACAGAGAUUUGAUUGGCAGUUAGUUUAUAAUGUUGUGUAGCAUGUUUGAUAUUCGGACAUUUGACAAUAAACAACGUUAUGAAAGCGAGUGUAACUCUUAUUACUUAUUAUUUUGUUUUUUUUUUUUGGAAAGGCAAAAAACUAACAUAACCUAGUAUCUUUUGUACAUUUAAAUUAGGCUUAGAAUUUAUUACCCGAAAAAGAAAGAAAAUUGAGAUAUCUUACUUUAUUAUGUUGCAAAACUUAAUACAUAUACUAUACUUACUUUAAAUAUGUAUAUUCUGUAUAGUUUAACAUCACACGUCACGCCAACUAAACACAAUAGUUUCUGAGCUCCCAUGAUCCAGCCGUAUGUAGGUACGGUAGCCAAUAAAGGAGUUUGAACCGUGGUAGCUUUGGAAGGGUUCAUAGAUGUCCAGUUCCUCGAUUAAAAUCUCCACAAGUAAAAAACGCAAUUUUUCAACAUUUUGAGGAAUUAUAUUUUUGUUGUAAUAUUACAAUAUUUUUAUUUUACAAUAUUACUUUGCUCUUCAUUUGUGGCGUGGUGUUGGACGUCGUUAAAAUGUUUUCAACACUUCGUAAAAAUGUUGUAAUUUGUUGUAUUUUUGUUGAACUUACUUAAAUAUUAACAAUGUAAAUAUGAACAAACGAACUGUUGGCUUGAACUUUUAUUUAUUCAAUAUCAGAGUAUAGACAAAAUAUCUGGUAUUAAUAUUUAAUUCACGAGAAAUAAAUUAACUUACUCCAUCAAUACCUAUAAUGUGUUUAUUGUAAGGUUGAAAUUAUUAUGUUCGACAUUAUAAUAUUUUUUUGAACCGGAUAUGCAAUUUACUUUAAUAAUACCUAAUAUCUAGCCAAAACAAUAACCAAACGAUGUUUUUUUUAUUUUCAUCUAGGCUUAACCACAUUUUAUCCAAUAGUCUAAGAUACGAAUUAGGAACUACCUGCACCCAUCUGAUUUUGUUGAUAAAAAGUGUUUAUAAUAUCAAAUUCAAAACAUAAUGCGAGUAGGUUGAAAAAGUCCUGGUAAAACUAUUUAUUAUAAUAGUUAAUAAUGGCUAUUAAUAAUUUGGGCUAGGGUUUUUUUGGCAUCCUACUCCAAAUAUGUUUUUACCAAGCUAAACGUAAUAAAAACACUUUUAAUUCAUUUAGCAGAUGGGAACUAGCCGUUUUUAAGUCGGAUCUUGUACUAUCAUCAUGUCAUUGUUUGUUAUAUCGUUAGAUAUAUUGCACGUAUAAAUUAUAUGUAUACCUAAUAUAAAUUGAUGUUUAUGUAAUGGUUUAUAAGACGCUAAUUUAUAAUGUUGAGAUUUGAAAACUUUAAUUAAAAUUAAACAAUGACAAUAUUUGUAUAUUCUGACGUUAACCAAAGACAUUUUUGCUUUUGUAUAUUUAUAAUAAUAAUACAUAAUAAUUAGAGUUAUUUUAGCGCUCCCAAAUUAAUACAUUAUUCAGAGUGUCCGUCAAUUUUAUAAAUGCUAAAUUAGUAGGCGUCUUUCAAUUGUAUAGUUAUUGAUGUGUACAGGAAGACUGAACUUUGUCUAUUUUUUGUUUUAUUUCUUAUAAACAUUAGGUAUCCAACCUUAAAUAUAUAAACGUAGGUAAUACAUACAAUAUCAUAUGUUUAGGCAGCAUUCAUAUUGAAGAUAAAGGAUUUCACUAAAUUAUUUCUAUUAAUAAAAAGAAAAUAAAUGUUCAUCUUUAUAAUUGAUCUUAAUAAAACUGAUCCCAUCUUUAACUUCGUUUGCAAAUAGUAUCGGUAAAUAAUAUAGUGUCAUCCUGUAUCUUCCUAAGUGACUGCCUUAGCUUAAAAAGCGAGAUUUUUUAGCGCCAUCCCAUAGGGAUGUUACUAUAUACCUGUCACAUAGUGAAAGUGCUCUUCUACCAUUGAUCUCCUAUCAAAAAGUAAGAGGUCAAUGUCUUCGUCAUAUUGUUUUGUAUAAAAUUCUUGUUACCGAUAAGCAUUCCUUGUAUUUAGGUUUAUUUGCUGUUGGUUCCACCAACCCAUUGGUUCAUUAAAUACAUUUCAAUACUGUUCUGCAUACAGUAAAGGUGGUUUACAAAAUA
This is a messenger RNA of Bicyclus anynana (squinting bush brown), 6057 nucleotides long. Its product is annotated as hemicentin-1. Lineage: Eukaryota; Metazoa; Arthropoda; Insecta; Lepidoptera; Nymphalidae. The transcript has 11 exons. The coding region runs from base 146 to 1552 and encodes 468 amino acids. Gene Ontology annotation, molecular function: protein binding. The record is from RefSeq and is a predicted model, not a curated record.